Molecule: messenger RNA, 3738 nt
Organism: Phodopus roborovskii (desert hamster)
Lineage: Eukaryota; Metazoa; Chordata; Mammalia; Rodentia; Cricetidae
Gene: Map10
Product: microtubule associated protein 10
Exons: 1
Coding region: 33-2642 (869 amino acids)
Biological process (GO): cytoplasmic microtubule organization; mitotic spindle midzone assembly; positive regulation of cytokinesis
Cellular component (GO): mitotic spindle midzone; centrosome; midbody
Molecular function (GO): microtubule binding
Source: RefSeq, a predicted model, not a curated record
GUGGGCUGGUGUCGUCGCCCAGGGCAACGGCGAUGGCGGCCAGGGCGGCCGGGCGGCUCUUCUCGCUGGAGCUGCUCGUGGACUGGGUGCGGCUGGAGAUCGGGCUGUCACCGAGCGCCGGGGACCCCGCGGUGGCGUUUUGCCUAUUGGACUUCCCGCCGCUGCUCGUCCUCCCUCCUGCGGCUUCUAGCCGGGAUCCCCAGAGCGGUACCAUCGACUUCGGGCGCGGCAAGGCCUGCCUACUACGCCUGCGCCCUGCCGCCCUGCUUCGCCCGCGCCUGCGCGCCGCCCUGCUGCAGCUACCCGAGGGUCCAGCGUCUGCACCGCGCCUGUUGGGGGCUUGCGACAUCCUGUUGGUCGCCUCCCAGGGCCGACGGGGUAAAUUCAUCUUGCGUGGCCCGACGGCCGAGCGCGUCGGGGAAUUGGCUCUCUUCUACCGUCUAACCGAUCUAGGACGCUUUCCCCCGGGGGCUUCAGAGCUGCAGGGCCCGCUGAGCCCUGCGACUAUCACCGGUUCAGAGGCCCUGGAGGUGUGGGAGCCACGUACCAAGGAGACCUCGAAGCCAUGCACCAAAGAUGCUGCUGUCAGAUGCCUACAGUGUGCCUCAGAUGCACGCCUCUUGGAGGCCUCAGAGACAUGCACCAAGGGUAUCAACAGCUGGUCUGCAGGAGAUUCAGAUCCCUCAGCUGUCCAGAAGUCAUGGGAAGAAGCAGUCUUACACAGUAAGGCCAGCUCUGGGGACAUGGCUUCUACCCCUUGUCCACCCGCUCCCAGUGGGAGGAUUGUCAGCCCCCUCAGCCCAGAGGUCACGGAGCUAGACUUUGAAACCAACAUCUUUUGCCCUCCUCCUCUUUAUUACACUCACCUGACUGAGGAAAAGGCACCUCCUGCCAGGGUUGAGAUCACUAUUGAGCCUCAGAGAAAUGGACCUGAGGAGUUGGAUGGCAUUUUCCCCGAAGCAGAACAUGUAGAUCGUCCCAUACAUCCGGUGAAACAUAUAAGAUCUGCAACGGGAGAGAGACCUCCAGUACUUCUGAAUCCUACACGGAUACAAGGUCCAGGUGCAGUUAAUGAGGUUGCAAGUACCCCUCAGACUGAACAAAGUACAGCCAAUGCAAUAAGACAGCUGCCACUGUUGAAUGCUUUGUUGAUUGAGCUGUCCUUGCUUUGUAACCAGCCUGUGGCAAGCCCCACCCAGGUUCACCCCCACUUAGCCUGGUUGUAUACAGGUGAACAUAAGGGGGCAGAACCUUCUGUCAAGUCUACAUCUCUGUCAGAAUCAAAGAGCAACAAAAUUUCCGUUCGAGGAAAUGAAAAGCUUUUGAGUGUUCAGUCUAAAAAGAACCCUAAAGGUAAACAUUCAGAGGUCUGUGGUAGCCCUCCACAGAGGGUUACAAAGGGGAAGCUGCUUUAUGGCUUAACAAAUACACUAAGACUGCGUUUAAAGCAAACAAACCCGGACAUGCUGGCUGUACACGAAAAGAGAGAACAGUAUAGAAAAUCCCAAAUACAAGCUGUGGGACCAAAAUUCCAAGCCCCACCAUGGAAAGGGAAAGUACCAAGCCUGGCAGCACAGAGCCAGAUGCCAUCACAGCCCCGCAAGGAUACGUUUUCUGACUCAAAUGGGUCUUUUGCUGAAGGCAGUGAUACUUCAAGGCAAGUCAGUGCAUGUCUUGAUGAGCCAAGUACAACUAAAGAAACAAAAUGGAGCCAUGCUAUUAAAAAAGAGGCAGUUGAGCAUAGUGAAAACAGAACCAGCAACGCUUGGUUGGAAGCAGGUGGGUGUCCUGCAGAUUCCAUUAUUCCAGAGAGAUUUCAUCAUUCAAAUACCCUGGGAGGAACUUCAAAAGUGAAGGUCCAGAGCACAGGGCUAUCCCGGCAGGAUCCUACUGUUAGCAAAACUGUAGAUGAGGGGAAAGGUGGAAGGCAGGUGAAAGUCACAGACAUUGUGACUGCUGAUACAGGUGAAAACAGACCUUCCAGUAGAAACAGUUCCAGUGUGAGCAUCUCAGAGCUACAGUACCAGGAGGAGUUCGCCAGCCCUUGCUAUUCUGAAGACUUCUGCAUGACUGAGAAUAACAGCAUAAGUCUGUUGGUUCCCAACUCAAGCUCAGGGACAGAAAAUUCCCAGCAUGGUUCACAAACAAGUGAGGCACGGAUGUCCACAAGGAAGAGCAGCAGUGGAGUGAGCCCUGUGCUCAGCCCUCCCUUCUCUGCUGGCUCACCAGUGUGCUCACAUAAACGAUCUCAUGUAUUGAAGACUCCUGAUAGGAUUCUGGAGGACACCUCCAGUAGCUCCACCAGCGACUUUUCAUCACAGUGGACAAAUGGAAAGGAAAACCUGGCAGAUCCACUGAGUACAGGUAGUUCAAAGGUCAUAAGGACAGGUCAGGACACCUCCACUAAACUUAAAGUAGGAGCUGGUCGCAAGUCCUCUGAGAAAAGCCAGUCACCAAGGACAUCUCAAGUGAGUUCAUAUGAGCCAUCAAAUUUGUCUGAGCUAGAACUCAAGGGCUUAGACAACAGUGCAUCGGCUGACUUCCAAGAAGAGGAUGAUGACCUUGGGUCACUGAAUAUCUCCAAACAGUGCAGAGAUAUCUGUGAAUUAGUAAUAAAUAAACUUCCAGGAUAUACCGUGUGAAAGUAUGCUGCUUUAGAAAACUAGGUUAUGCCUGAUGAGUGCUAAUGCUGAAGAGAUGUAAUACUCAUACUAAACCUUAGUACAUAACGUACUGUAGUUGUUUUAGGAAAUUAGAUAGUUUGUCAUUGAUGUUUAGUUACUUUUCCUUCAAGCUGAUCAUACUCUGAAGUCCCUGUUAAGCUUAGGAAUGAUUCCUUUAUAAAUGUUUAAGAUUAAAAGUAUGUCUGUAUAUUCUUCAAAAGUAUUGUCUUGCAGUAUAGAUUAUUCUAAAGUUGGCAUUUCAUGCACCAUUGUAAAAAGAAGAGCUUGUUAAUGAACCCAGCACCAGUUCUUAAUGGGAAUAAAUCUGGUAACAGGUGGAUGUGUUAGAGUGUGAGCUGCAGGAAGUGAUUUGUGAUCUAUAGCUGCUAAGAACUUUUGGUUUGCAGACUUUCAUAACACCCUGUCCUUUUAUUAUUUAAUCUCUCUUUUAUAUUACUUCAUUAACACUUACUUGAGCUUAUGUUCCUUGUUAAGAAAUCCUGUCUUGUUUUCCAUCCAGUAUUACCUUAGGAGAUAUAUAUAUGAAAUUGCCUUGGCAGUUAAAAUGCCUACGACAGGCUGUAGCACUUACACUAACAAGAAGCAUAGUAUAUUUUACUUCUGGUGGACAUAAACAACCUUCAAGUAUAUGAAAGCAUUUAGAGAGAGCAAAGUAAGGCUUCAUCCCAUAUAGUUUCGUGAAGAGGAGUUUAAUUUAUGUCAUGUUUUCAGGUUGUUUAAUGGGAAAACGGGUUCUCAUAUACCCUAGUCAUCAGUUCUGUACAAUGUCUUUCAUUGUGUUCAAAUAUUUGUAGGCAUUUUCUUAUAGCCCUGUUACACUGUAACUUUUAGACUUUUUAAUGUAGUUGAUGUUUCGGAGCCUGUGAGACAAAGCCCUGAUUUUUGCUUUAUUACAUAAAUUAUUAUAAACAAUUCCAUAAUCGUGUGGGCAUGUUCUGAGUGAUUAUGAUAGUAGGUAAGAUUUACAGCAAUGAUGAGAAGAGGCCAUCCUCCCUCGGGGAUCACUGUGAAUAAAAGAGCAAUGAUGGGAAUGAGCUUGGCUUUCCUGGGAGAG